AUGGCUGCUGCUUCUGGAAGCGUCAAAUUCAGUGUCGAGGGAAAGACUGCACUUGUUACAGGUGCAGGAAGUGGCAUCUGCUUUGCGUUCGCUAGACUCCUUCUCGAGAAAGGAUGCAACGUUGUCGUCGCAGACAUUGGCCUGCGUCCUGAAGCCGAGCAGCUUGUAAAACAGUAUUCAUCACAAGAUGGCAAGAAGCCCAGAGCUGUGUUCGUGAAGACUGAUGUCGUCAACUGGGAUCAGCUUUCCAACGCGUUUGAUGUUACGGACAAGGAAUUCGGCGGAGCUGAUAUCGUCUGCCCGGGAGCUGGUAUUUUCGAACCCCACUGGACGAAUUUUUGGAUCCCGCCUGGCACCGGUGCAUCGAAAGACAAGCUCCACGGCGAUAAUGGCGUGGGCCAUUACGCGCUAUUCGAUGUCAACUUGACACACCCUAUUCGAGUCACUCAGCUUGCCAUGUCAAAGUGGCUCAACCCGACAGAGGGCAGCAAGUCAGGCAAAGUCUCUGCUACCAACCCAAAGCGAGUUGUGCAUAUCACCAGUAUUGCAGGCCAGACACCCAGCUUCCCUGCUCCUAUGUAUGUUGCUUCCAAGCACGCUAUCUCAGGCUUCAUUCGAUCUCUCGCGCCGCUGGAAGAGACUCUGGGUAUCCGGGUCAAUGGCGUGGCUCCUGGAAUCAUCAGGACGCCUCUCUGGACCGACCACCCAGAGAAGAUGACUCUGCUUGACGAGAAACAGGACGAGUGGGUGGAGCCAGAAGAGGUUGCCGAGGCUCUAUUGAGAUGCGUGGAAAGCGAUGAAGUAGUUGGUGGCUGGGUCCUGGAAGUGCUCAAGGGAGCAACUCGCAACGUGGAAUGGAAGAACGCCCCUGGGCCUCAAGGACGCGGGGGCAGUGCAAGCAACGCUGCUGUCAACGCCGCAGAGAUAUUUGGCUGGCUGGGUGAGCCAGGAUGGGGUGUUGCAAAGGAGUAAGCGAUGUCGCCG
Cercospora beticola is the source of this 984-nucleotide messenger RNA. RefSeq lists its product as uncharacterized. Gene Ontology annotation, molecular function: oxidoreductase activity, acting on the CH-OH group of donors, NAD or NADP as acceptor. The record is from RefSeq and is a predicted model, not a curated record. NCBI's taxonomy places the organism in Eukaryota, Fungi, Ascomycota, Dothideomycetes, Mycosphaerellales, Mycosphaerellaceae. Gene Ontology annotation, cellular component: cytoplasm.